Molecule: messenger RNA, 504 nt
Organism: Lodderomyces elongisporus
Lineage: Eukaryota; Fungi; Ascomycota; Pichiomycetes; Serinales; Debaryomycetaceae
Exons: 1
Coding region: 1-504 (167 amino acids)
Source: RefSeq, a predicted model, not a curated record
AUGACAAUACUUAGAAAGCUCAAAACGCGGUUGAACCUACGAUUGAAAAGUACAGAAAUCGAACAAGAACAAGUACAAGAACAAGAACUUGAUUUUGAUACAGAUCUACAACAACAACAAAGACAAUUACAGCUACAUCAACAAGAGCAUGAACAUGAACAACAGGAACAUUACCAGCAGCAACAACACCAACGACUACACCAAAAACAACGGAAACAAAUCAUCAGCAAUAAACUUCAUCGACGAUCUACCUCGCAAUCAGACUUGAUAUUCAAACGCUCAAAAAGCAAGAGCAAUUCGCACUCACGAACCUCCUCAAUCACAUUUCCCGACGGCUCUAUACCCGAAGAAUAUGGCCUUCCGCCAAUUUUCAAAGUUCAGGACUUGAAUAAUUUGCAGCGGUUCGAGUUGAUCAGAUACCUUGAUGCAUUCAAUGUGUCAUACGAAGGAAGAAGCGAAGAAGAAAUGAGGGGCUUACUAAAAGAAUUCUUUGCCGUACGGUGA